GCGGCGUGGAGGAGGAGGUGCCGCGCGUCGCCGAGGUGGCACCGGCGACUCCGCCCCGGCGCUCUCCCAGGGCCCCCAGCUUUCCGCUAGGCCCGGCGGAAAUGAGCGGCCGCUCCGGGCGGGUGUCGGAGUUCCCGCAGCUGGGCGGGUGGUGCCGCUGUCUGGGCCGGGUCGCAUCUCGCCCUGCCCCGCCCCGCCGGAGCGGCUGCUGACCUGUGGGGGCGGGUGGUGACAGUGGCCGCCCGAAGGUGCUGUUCCCUGCGUGCCACGCCCCCUGCCCGCCCGCCUGUCCUUCAGAGACACGCCCCCUCCCGCCUCUCGGCUUCGACCCCCCUCGGGGGCCCAGGCGGGGCCCAAAUCUCCGCCAGCAUCGCCGCCAUCGUCUUCACCGCGUCCCUAGCUCAGCGAAGGACAGGCCGCGCGCCGGGACCCCCAUCGACUUCUGAGGUGCCGGCAUGGUGGGGGAGCUCCGCUACAGGGAAUUCAGAGUGCCCCUGGGGCCGGGCUUGCACGCCUAUCCAGAUGAGCUGAUCCGCCAGCGGGUGGGCCACGAUGGGCAUCCUGAGUACCAGAUUCGCUGGCUCAUCCUCCGGCGUGGGGAUGACGGGGACGGGGGCUCUAGCCAAGUGGACUGCAAGGCCGAACACAUCUUGCUGUGGAUGUCCAAUGACGAGAUCUACGCCAACUGCCACAAGAUGCUGGGCGAGGAUGGCCAGGUCAUCGGGCCCUCUCAGGAGAUUGCAGGGGAGGCUGGGGCCCUGGACAAGUCUGUGCUGGGGGAAAUGGAAACCGAUGUGAAGGCUUUGAUUCAGAGGGCCCUCCGGCAGCUGGAGGAGUGUGUGGGCACCAUCCCUCCUGCUCCUCUUCUUCAUACUGUGCACGUACUCAGCGCCUACGCCAGCAUCGAGCCUCUGACUGGGGUGUUCAAAGACCCAAGGGUCCUGGACCUGCUCAUGCACAUGUUGAGCAGUCCUGAUUAUCAGAUCCGCUGGAGUGCGGGCCGGAUGAUCCAAGCCCUGGCCUCCCAUGAUGCUGGGACCCGGACUCAGAUUCUUCUAUCGCUGAGCCAGCAAGAGGCCAUUGAGAAACACCUGGAUUUUGACAGCCGCUGUGCUCUGCUGGCUCUGUUCGCACAGGCCACGCUCUCUGAACAUCCCAUGUCUUUUGAGGGCAUUCAGCUGCCACAGGUUCCGGGAAGGCUGCUCUUCUCCCUGGUAAAGCGCUAUUUACAUGUCACUUCCCUUCUGGACCAGCUGAAUGACAGCACUGCAGAACCAGGGGCCCAGAACAGCUCUUCUCCUGAGGAGUUGAGUGCGGAAAGGGAUCGACUGGAGCUGGAGUUCAGCAUGGCCAUGGGCACCUUGAUCUCAGAGCUGGUGCAGGCCAUGCGCUGGGACUGGGCCUCGAGCAGACAAGGGCCCUUGGCCCGGUCUUCCUGCUCCAUCUUCCAGCCCCAGAUGGCGGAGGCUGGCCGGGGGCUGCCACCCACCCGGGCCCAGCCCUCCAUUAGGAGGUCAAGGAGGUUCCGCCCUCGCUCUGAGUUUGCAAGUGGCAACACUUAUGCCUUGUACGUGCGAGAGACACUGCAGCCUGGGAUGCGAGUGCGCAUGCUGGAUGACUACGAGGAGGUCAGCGCUGGGGACGAGGGCGAGUUCCGCCAGAGCAACAACGGCGUGCCCCCUGUGCAGGUGUUGUGGGAGUCGACGGGCCGCACCUACUGGGUACACUGGCACAUGCUGGAAAUUCUGGGCUUUGAGGAAGACAUUGAGGAUGUGGUUGAGGCUGAGGACUACCACAGGGCAGUGGUCAGUGGAGCCCUGGGUAUAGCUGUGCCCUCCUGGCGGUGGAAACCCAUGACAGAGCUCUAUGCGGUGCCCUACGUGCUGCCUGAGGAUGAGGAUGCUGAGGAGAGUGAACACCUGUCCCAGGCGGAGUGGUGGGAGCUCCUCUUCUUCAUCAAGAAGCUGGACGGCCCCGACCAUCAGGAGGUUCUCCAGAUUCUGCAGGAGAACCUGGAUGGGGAGGUUCUGGAUGACGAGAUCCUGGCUGAGCUGGCCGUGCCUAUAGAGUUGGCCCAGGACCUGCUGCUGGCUCUGCCACAGCGACUCGAUGACAGCGCUCUCAGGGACCUGCUCAACUGCCGUGUCUACAGGAAAUAUGGGCCCGAGGCUCUGGCAGGGCAGCCAGCUUACCCAACCCUGCUGGAAGCCCAGGCUCAGCCUCAGGAAUCAGCAGGUGCAGCCAGAGAGGAAGGAAAAGAACCCCCAACACAGUAUCCUGAUACUCCUCUGCGGCGACUGAUGGAGGGCUGCGGUCCACCUGGAAGGACCUUCCUGGACCUGGAGCACGCCCUCAGCUCAGGGGGGCCCCAGGAGACAGAGAUCAAGCCUUUCCUGCUCCAGCUGCAGCGGCAGCCCCAGCCCUUCCUUACACUGAUGCGGAGCCUUGCCACCCCGGCAGCCAACAAGCCCCUGCACUUGACCGUUCUGAGAAUCCUGAUGCAGCUGGUGGACUUCCCCGAGGCGCCGCUGCUCCCCUGGCACGAGGCCAUGGACGCCUGCAUGGCCUGCCUGCGGUCACCAGACACUGACCGAGAGGUGCUCCAGGAGCUGAUCUUCUUCCUGCACCGCCUGGCCUCCGUGAGCAGGGACUAUGCCGUGGUCCUGAAUCAGCUGGGAGCCCGAGAUGCCAUCUCCAAGGCCCUGGAAAAGCACCUGGGAAAACUGGAGCUGGCUCAGGAGCUGCGGGACAUGGUGUUCAAGUGUGAGAAGCAUGCCCACCUCUACCGGAAACUCACCACCAACAUCCUGGGAGGCUGUAUCCAGGUCAGGAGGGAGGGCAGGCGGAGGCUUGUGGGUUCACCACGGGGUGAGAACAUGAACCCUGAGCAGUGGCGGGGGAGGAGGCAGUGUUCCUGCAGCUGGGAAGGGCAGGCAAGGCCAGUGAACCCAAGGGCAUUUGUUCUCUGCAACCCCUCCCCCACCUGGUCCUGCUGUACCAGGGUUCUGGAGGAGGUCCCACUGCUGCCAGGUCUUUCCUCCACACACGUUUGCACGUGCUCUUCUCUCCUCCCCGCACCCUUCUUUCUGCUCUUCCGGCUGCAGAUGGUGCUGGGCCAGAUCGAAGACCACAGACGGACCCACCGACCCAUCAACAUCCCGUUCUUUGACGUGUUCCUCAGAUACCUGUGCCAGGGCUCCAGUGUGGAGGUGAAGGAGGACAAGUGCUGGGAGAAGGUAGAGGUGUCCUCCAACCCCCACCGGGCCAGCAAGCUGACGGACCGCAACCCCAAGACCUACUGGGAGUCCAACGGCAGUGCGGGCUCCCACUACAUCACCUUGCACAUGCACCGGGGCGUUCUUAUCCGGCAGCUGACUCUGCUGGUGGCUGGUGAAGACUCGAGCUACAUGCCGGCGAGGGUGGUGGUGUUUGGGGGCGACAGCCCCAACUCUCUUAACACAGAACUCAACUCGGUCAACGUGAUGCCGUCCGCCAGCCGGGUGGUCCUCCUGGAGAACCUGAACCGCUUCUGGCCUGUCAUCCAGAUCCGCAUAAAGCGCUGCCAGCAGGGCGGCAUUGACACACGCAUCCGGGGCUUAGAGGUCCUGGGCCCCAAGCCCACCUUCUGGCCGGUGUUCCGGGAGCAGCUGUGCCGUCACACACGCCUCUUCUACAUGGUUCGGGCACAGGCCUGGAGUCAGGAUAUAGCAGAGGACCGCAGGAGCCUCCUGCACCUGAGUUCUAGACUCAAUGGGGCUCUGCGGCAGGAGCAGAAUUUUGCUGAUCGCUUCCUCCCUGAUGACGAGGCCGCCCAAGCACUGGGCAAGACCUGCUGGGAGGCCCUGGUCAGCCCCCUGGUGCAGAACAUCACCUCCCCCGACGAGGAUGGCAUCAGCCCCCUGGGCUGGCUGCUGGACCAGUACCUGGAGUGUCGGGAGGCUGCCCACAACCCCCAGAGCCGUGCGGCUGCUUUCUCCUCGAGGGUGCGCCGUCUCACCCACUUGCUGGUGCACGUUGAGCCCUGUGAGGCGCCGCCUCCAGCCGUGGCUGCUCCCCGCCCCAAGGGCAGAAACCGAAGCCAUGACUGGAGCUCCCUGGCCACCCGGGGGCUCCCCAGCAGCAUUGUGAGAAACCUGACCCGCUGCUGGGGGGCAGUGGUGGAGGAGCAGGUGAACAACUUCCUGACUUCGCACUGGCGGGAUGAUGACUUUGUGCCGCGCUACUGCGAACACUUUCACAACCUGCAGAAGUCGAGCUCCGAGCUGUUUGGGCCCAGGGCGGCCUUCCUGCUGGCCCUGCACAAUGGCUGUGCCGGAGGCUUACUGAAGCUCCCAUUCCUCAAAGCCGCCCAUGUGAGUGAGCAGUUCGCCCGGCACAUCGACCAGCGGAUCCAGGGCAGCAGGAUUGGCGGAGCCCGCGGGAUGGAGAUGCUGGCGCAGUUGCAGCGCUGCCUGGAGACGGUCCUCAUUUUCUCUGGCCUGGAGAUAGCCACCACCUUCGAGCAUUACUACCAGCACUACAUGGCCGACCGUCUCCUCAGCGUGGGCUCGAGCUGGCUGGAGGGGGCCGUGCUGGAGCAGAUCGGUCCCUGCUUCCCCAACCGCCUCCCCCAGCAGAUGCUGCGCAGCCUGAGCACGUCUGAGGAGCUGCAACGCCAGUUCCAUGUCUAUCAGCUCCAGCGGCUCGAUCAGCAGCUCCUGAAGCUGGACGACACCGAAAAGAAGAUACAGGGAGGCCACGAGGCCAGCGACAAGGAGCACAAGGGAGAGAAAGCAGACGGACCUGGGGUUGCAGCGGCCACGGGGGAGGAGGACGAGGAAGAAGAGGAAGAUGAGGAUCUCUACUAUGAGGGGGCAAUGCCAGAAGUGUCUGUGCUGGUCCUGUCACCUCGCUGCUGGCCCAUUGCCUCCAUCCGCCACACGCUCAACCCCAGAACUUGCCUGCCCUCCUACCUCAGAGGCACCGUGAACCAGUACUCCAACUUCUACAGCAAGAGUCAGAGCUACCCGGCCCUGGAGCGAGGCCCGCAGAGGCGGCUGCAGUGGACGUGGCUGGGCCGGGCUGAGCUGCAGUUUGGGGACCAGACCCUGCAUGUGUCCACCGUGCAGAUGUGGCUGCUGUUGUAUCUCAACGACCUGAAGGCUGUCUCCGUGGAGAGUCUGCUGGCGCUCUCUGGGCUCUCUCCAGACAUGCUCGAUCAGGCGAUUGGGCCUCUUACCUCUUCGAGAGGCCCCCUGGACCUUGAAGAGCAAAAGGAUGUCCCAGGAAGGCUGCUCAAGAUUCGGGAUGCCAGUGAGGAGCCCAGGCCAAGGAGGGGCAAUGUGUGGCUCAUCCCACCUCAGACGUACCUGAAAGCUGAGGAUGAAGAGGGUCGGAAUCUGGAGAAGAGACGGAACCUUCUGAACUGCCUCAUUGUCCGAAUCCUCAAGGCGCAUGGGGACGAGGGGCUGCACAUUGACCAGCUUGUCUGUCGGGUCCUGGACGCCUGGCAGAAGGGCCCGUGCCCUCCCAGAGGUUUGGUCAGUAGCCUUGGUAAGGGGUCUGCCUGUGGCAGUACCGAUGUCCUCUCCUGUGUCCUGCACCUCCUGGGCAAGGGCACCGUGAGGCGCCAUGAUGAUCGGCCCCACACACUGUCCUAUGCGGUCCCUGUGACGGUGAUGGAGCCUCACACUGAGUCCCUGAACCCAGGCUCUUCUGGCCCCAACCCGCCCCUCACCUUCCACACCCUGCAGAUCCGCUCUCGGGGCGUGCCCUAUGCCUCCUGCACCGGCACCCACAGCUUCUCUACCUUCCGGUAGCCCUGGAGAUAGGACCAGGGCUUUCCAUGGAAAUAAAAUGCAGGAGUUUGGUUACA
Molecule: messenger RNA, 5854 nt
Organism: Mustela erminea (ermine)
Lineage: Eukaryota; Metazoa; Chordata; Mammalia; Carnivora; Mustelidae
Gene: CUL7
Product: cullin 7
Exons: 25
Coding region: 456-5798 (1780 amino acids)
Biological process (GO): ubiquitin-dependent protein catabolic process
Cellular component (GO): Golgi apparatus
Molecular function (GO): ubiquitin protein ligase binding
Source: RefSeq, a predicted model, not a curated record